UAGUCAUUUUAUUGGUGAUAGCUUUUUGCUUUAUUGUAGGCUUAAUAUGUAUAAGUUUCAAAAUUGAUAAAUAACAUUGGGAAAAUUAUUUAAAUUAUUCAGAAGUAAUUGAAACUUGUUAUAGAAACUUAUCGCAAUGAGUAGGUUAUAAAGAGUGACAAUGGCGGCGCUCGGAGUGCCACAAAAUGUUGUCGACAAAGAGCUAGAAGAAAUUAUUAAAUUAACUUGGGGACAGCAGGUGCGACAAGAUAUAUUUCAACGGUGGACUCAAGGAUUUAGUUUUAGUGAUGAUGAACCUACUGCUCUGGUGCAGUUUGAAGGAGGUCCUUGUGCCGUUUUAGCACCUAUGCAAGCUUAUAUUGUAAAAAAUAUUGUCAAAAACAAAUCUAUAGAUGAUGAUUGGAAAAAGGUUGAGAAUGAUGAACAAAAUCAUUUAUUAACAAAAGCGGCUUGUGAUAUUCUAUGUCAAGCAACAGUUGGUAAUGAUCAACUAAAGUUUGUACAUAUUGAUAAUAAAGAAAUAUGCCUAGAGCAUAGCCGUUUUCAUUCGAUGCUUAAGGUAGAAAUAGUUAACAGAAAUAAUGUUGAAACAUUUUUCUAUGAACAUGUUAGUUUUAUGCGUGACACAUUUGGUAUAUUGUUAUUUUUGUAUACUGUUAUGCAUUCUAAGGGUUUAUUAAAACUUAAAGAAGAAAUUAGUGAUCUUGAAGUUCCUUUGAUUGAUAAAGAAUUUGGUUAUGGUAGUCAAAGUUUGAUUAAUAUGAUGAUUACUGGACAAGCUGUUUCUAAUGUUUUUAAUAAUGACCAAGUAGUGGCUGGAUUAAAGCUGCAAGGCAUUGAAAAGCAAAGUGAAAUUGGGUUUAUGUCUUUAUUAGAACAUUUAAGGUAUUGUCAAGUUGGAACAUAUCUAAAAAAUCCAUGUAAUCCUGUCUGGGUAUUAGGUAGUGAUACACAUCUCACUGUAUUGUUUUCUUUUGAUCAAAAUUUGGUCAGUAAAGAAACACAAGCUGACAUAGCUAGACGGACAUUUAAGCUGUUUGAUCAGGAUGGAAAUAAUUUUAUAAGCACACAAUGCUUAAAACCAUUAUUAGAAAAGCUUGACCUAGUAUCUGAUGACGAGUAUGUGAAUUUAAUGUCAACAAAAUUGGAUUCUGAAGGUCUUGGUAUAAUUUUGAUGCCAUCUUUUAUGGACGAGUUUUUUUCUGAUCAAGAAAAUAAAACGCCAGAUAUUUUUGUGGUAUUUCAUUAUAAUGGACAACCUAGAUCUAAUCCUAAUUCCAAAGUGACUUACAUUGAAGGGAAUGCAGUUAUCCAAGAAUCUGAUGUAAUUUGUAUUGCUGAAGAUAACAACUUACAGUCUUGCUUACAAACUAAAUGGCCAUAUAUUGAAAUACAAUGGAAUAAUGGAGUUACACCUUCAAUUAACUAAAAAAUUUAUGUAUUAAAAUUUUGGUAUCAUUAUGUAGCCUACCCUGUGAAAAGUUUUAUUUUUAAAGAUAUAACAAUUUUAGUGGUAUAAUGAAUGAUGAAUCAUUUUUUUCUCUGUAAUAUCAUAACUAAAAAGUAUAUUUUUAUUUAAAU
Messenger RNA from Daktulosphaira vitifoliae (grape phylloxera), 1581 nucleotides. Its product is annotated as ubiquitin carboxyl-terminal hydrolase MINDY-3. Gene Ontology annotation, molecular function: calcium ion binding; cysteine-type deubiquitinase activity; K48-linked deubiquitinase activity. The coding region runs from base 161 to 1429 and encodes 422 amino acids. The transcript has 8 exons. The record is from RefSeq and is a predicted model, not a curated record. Gene Ontology annotation, biological process: protein K48-linked deubiquitination. Lineage: Eukaryota; Metazoa; Arthropoda; Insecta; Hemiptera; Phylloxeridae.